Fundulus heteroclitus (mummichog) is the source of this 1698-nucleotide messenger RNA. RefSeq names its product zinc finger BED domain-containing protein 4. The record is from RefSeq and is a predicted model, not a curated record. Bases 229 to 1563 code for a protein of 444 amino acids. The transcript is spliced from 2 exons. NCBI's taxonomy places the organism in Eukaryota, Metazoa, Chordata, Actinopteri, Cyprinodontiformes, Fundulidae. Gene Ontology annotation, molecular function: DNA binding.
CUUGUCCCGAUCCGAUCCACGUAUCGGAUCGGACGCCGAUAUUGGCAAAAAAAAUGCAUAUCGGCAAGGCAUGUAAAAAUGCCGAUCCAGACUGCCGAUCCAGUUUUUUAAAAAAUCCGGUCCGUAUUUUCCAGUUACACCGAUUGAAACAAUCCAUUCCACUAUUUUGCGGCAGUGUUCGCCCAAUCCGGUCCGCAUUUUCCAGAACACCUUCAACACACGGGGAAAAUGUCAGCGGUGUGGGAUUAUUUUAUCCUCCACGACGAAAAAGAUGAUGAGGUGGAGUGUAAAACAUGCCACAUUAGAGUCAAGCGUGGUGGUAAGGCUGUGAGACAUUUUAACACAACAAAUAUGAUCAAACAUCUAGCGAAAUAUCAUCAUAAAGAACAUCAAGAGUUUCUAAAGAAAACCGACGACAAGAAAAAGAAAGGUCCUAUACAACUAACUCUAGCAGAAACAUUUGGGAAGCGUGACAUGCUGCCACUUAAUAGUGCUAAAGCCCAGGGGAUAACAAGAGUCAUUGCUGAGGAAAUAAUUCUGGAUGACGAGCCAUUAUCUCUCGUCAGUAAAGUGGGCUUUAGACGCACCAUCCAACACCUGGAACCACGAUACAGCAUGCCCAGUCGUCAUUACAUCCUCGAGAAAACUAUCCCCCAGAUUCACAAAGACGUUCGAAGUUACAUUGAAAAACAAGUAGAGACUGCAACUGCGCUAAGUUUCACAACCGACAUAUGGAGCUGUGCUCACCGUCCUUUAUCUUUAUUAAGUUUAACUGCACACUGGAUUGGGCCAGACUUAAACCCCAAAAGAGCGGUUUUACAUGCGCGUGAGUUUAGAGGCUCACACACAGCGAAUGCCAUUACAGCCGCUAUGGAACAUAUGUUACUGGCUUGGAAGAUUGAUAAAAAGAGGGUCCAUGUAGUUUUAAGGGACAAUGCGGCCAACAUGAAAAAAGCAAUGGAUCAGCUCGGUGUGCCCAGCCUGGGAUGUUUUGCGCACACUUUACAGCUGGUUGUCCAACAUGGUUUAUUGGCACAGCGAGCUGUAAGCGAUGCUAUCGCUAACGGGAGAAAAAUUGUAACCCACUUCAAGCACUCCCCCAAGGCCUACUCGAAACUCGAGGAUGUUGAGGAAGAGUUGAACGUUGAACCGAAGCGUUUGCAACAAGAUGUCAAGACCAGAUGGAGCAGUACAAAGAUGAUGAUCGACAGCCUAGUGCAUUGUAAGCGGGCACUGCAGGCCUAUGCAUCGGAUAGCGACAGCAAUCUGCCAGCCACAUUAACAGGCAACCAGUGGUCGCUGCUAGAGAAAACGGCGACAGUCCUUAAACCCUUCCAAGAGAUGACAGCGGAGGUCAGUGCUGCCUCUGCCACAGCAGCAGAUGUCAUCCCAUCUGUCCGUGUCCUGACACGCUUUCUGGAAAGUGAGAGCGAAGAACACCGAGGGCUUCAAACCAUGAAGGCUACCUUACUGGAUGCUGUGCACACACGUUUUGACUACAUGGAAACUGAACCCCUCUAUGCCGUGGCAACAAUGCUGGAUCCACGCUACAAAGACAAGUAAGUGUUUAUUAUUAUUAUUAUUUGAGUGAGUUACAAGCUAUAGUACAAUAAUUAAAAUAUUUUACUCUACAGUUGUCAUUUAUUUCUAAAUAAAACAUUCUCCACUGUAAAAUCUAUUAAUAAAGUGUCCUACCAU